AUGCGCGGCCUGGCGCAAGCUCUCCUGCUCGCGCCGGCCCUGGUCGGAGCCGCUCCUUCGCGGAUCGACGAGAAGGUCAAGGAUGCUUCGCCCUCGACCUUUGUCACCUUCGACAUUCCCCCGGGCUUCAACGAGGACCAUUCUACCCCUUACACCCUUCAUCUGGAGGUCCUCGAAGCCCCCUCCCCGUGCGCCUACCCCAACAUCAAGGUAAACGACAACCCCCUUUCCCAGCGCGGCCACACCCUCGGCCGCGGCACCUUCACCGGCGAUCACGACGGCUCCACCUUCAUCGCCUCCUGGACCGCCACCUGCGCCGGCGACGAGCAGCUGCUCCGCUUCAACCUCGAGUCCCUCGCCGGCCGCUCCCUCGCCUCCGACGUCGCCUUCGUCGCCCGCUUCCGCCAGACCUCCCCGGCCUCCAUCAUCGAGGUCGCCGGCCCCGUCCGCGUCUCUACCGACCGCCCCCAGCCCCCGUCCCUCUCCCUCCCCGAGUGGGACGGCCACAGGCCCCGCCCCGGCGACGACGAGGACGGCCUCCUCGACGACCCCCCCUUCCCCCCGCCCCCUCACCACCACGUCGGCAACCACAACGAGGCCGACUUCCACCACCCGCCCAAGCACAACGGUGAGGACCGCCCUCACCCGCCGCACGGUCAUGAUGGCGAGAAGGAACACCACCCUCACCACUCACCCGAGGUCGAGGCCGAGAUCCACGAGCUCGACUGCCUGCGCCACCAGCUCCACGCCCUGAAGCACCUCAUCCACGAGAAGGAGGCCCGCCUCGCCCACGAGCACGGCGUCCGCCUCCACCGCCACGCCCUGCGCGAGUGCGACUCCCUCAAGUGCGUUCUCGACACCCUCAUGCACCGCGUCGGCGGCGGUUUCCGCGGCGGCUUCCACGGCUUCGGCGGCGGUCGUCGUCACCGCGGCCCCGGCCACCACCACGGCGGCCCGCCCCCGAUGUGCGGCGCCUUCCCCUCCCCCGGCGGCAACCACACCCACGGAAACCACACCGCCCCGCCGCCGCCGCCGCCGCCGCCGGGCUUCUGUCCCUGUGGCCCCCCGCCUCCUGAGGGCGAGUGGCCUCACCACGGUCCUCCCCCUCCCUUCGACGAGCCUCCCCACCACGGCCCUCCCCACGGCGACUUUGACGAGCCCCCUCGCG
Molecule: messenger RNA, 1168 nt
Organism: Colletotrichum chrysophilum
Lineage: Eukaryota; Fungi; Ascomycota; Sordariomycetes; Glomerellales; Glomerellaceae
Exons: 3
Biological process (GO): actin filament polymerization
Cellular component (GO): cytoplasm; actin filament
Molecular function (GO): microtubule binding; actin binding
Source: RefSeq, a predicted model, not a curated record